Molecule: messenger RNA, 2175 nt
Organism: Nannospalax galili (Upper Galilee mountains blind mole rat)
Lineage: Eukaryota; Metazoa; Chordata; Mammalia; Rodentia; Spalacidae
Gene: Apbb3
Product: amyloid beta precursor protein binding family B member 3
Exons: 13
Coding region: 96-1868 (590 amino acids)
Biological process (GO): regulation of DNA-templated transcription
Cellular component (GO): cytoplasm; nucleus
Molecular function (GO): amyloid-beta binding; transcription factor binding
Source: RefSeq, a predicted model, not a curated record
CAUAUGACCCAUUCCUCCCGUCCCAGGGUGUGCGCGCGCAUAUGAUUCGGGCGUGAUGAUCUAAUUUCUGGCGCGAUGAUGUCAUUUGCGCGCUGAUGCUUAGAGUCCGCUGUUUUCGCCGGUCUUCCGCCAUCCAAGGAACUCCUAAUUGUCGAGUGGUGCUAACGAGUUUGCUAGUGAGGGCGCGCCUCCCUCACACGCACGAACUCAGGGACCCAGCACCGCGCGGGCCCUGCCGCUCUGGCCCGCCUCUUCCCUCCCGUAGGCCGGCCCCUGUCCCGCGCAGUGCCUGUACAGUGCGGGUUAGCCGGUCAGUGCCUGGCACAGAGGCUUGUAGGCGCUGCAGCUCCGGAGGGCGCGCUGGGCACAGAGUGCGCGCGGGCAAACGCCGGCCGGGACGCGGCAGGGCUAUGCUGGGCAAGGACUACAUGUUGGCCAUCAUCCUGGUCAACUGCGACGAUGACUUGUGGGGGGACCAAAGUCUGGAAGGAGAGACAGGCCUGCCGCCUGGCUGGAGAAAGAUCCGUGAUGCUGCAGGUACUUAUUAUUGGCAUGUACCCAGCGGCAGCACCCAGUGGCAGCGCCCAACCUGGGAACUAGGAGGUGCAGAGGACCCAGGAGCGGGGACGGAGGGGAUUUGGGAACUGCGACCCCCCAAGGGAAGAUCCUUCUCCACCCUGGACAGCUCACUGAACCGGAGUAACUCUGUGAACUGGUAUGGUGAAGAUUCCUAUGUCCAGAACCUGGAGCCAGGAGCUAAGUGCUUUGCAGUCCGCUCUCUGGGCUGGGUAGAGGUACCUGAGGAGGACUUAGCACCAGGGAAGAGCAGUAUUGCUGUCAAUAACUGUAUCCAGCAGUUGGCCCAGACUCGCAACCGGAGCCAGCCCUCAGAUGGUGCCUGGGGUGAGGGGCAGAACAUGCUGAUGAUCCUGAAGAAAGAUGCUAUGUGCCUGGUGAAUCCCUUGGACCACAGUAUGAUCCACUGUCAGCCUCUGGUGCACAUCCGUGUAUGGGGUGUGGGCAGCUCUAAGGGCCGUGACAGGGACUUUGCUUUUGUGGCGGGUGACAAAGACAGCUGUAUGUUGAAGUGCCACGUGUUUCAUUGUGAUGUCCCUGCAAAGGCCAUUGCAAGUGCCCUACAGGGCCUCUGUGCUCAGAUUUUGUCAGAGCGAGGAGUCAGUGGUGAUGCCGCUUGCUGCUCUCCAGACCCCAUUUCCCCUGAAGACCUCCCAAGGCAAGUGGAGCUGCUGGAUGCAGUGAGCCAGGCUGCUCAGAGGUACGAGGCAUUGUACAUGGGGAUCCUGCCAGUCACCAAAGCCAUGGGUAUGGAUGUGCUGAAUGAGGCCAUUGGCACUCUCACUGCCCGGAGAGACCGGAAUACCUGGGUCCCUGCCAUGCUCAGUGUAUCUGACUCUCUCAUGACUGCACAUUCCAUUCAGGCAGAGGCUGGUGCAGAGGAGGAGCCACUGUGGCAGUGCCCUGUGCGCCUUGUGACUUUUAUUGGUGUUGGCCGUGAUCCACACACCUUUGGCCUCAUUGCCGACCUUGGCUGUCAGAGCUUCCAAUGUGCAGCCUUCUGGUGCCAGCCUCAUGCUGGGGGACUCUCUGAAGCUGUGCAGGCUGCCUGUAUGGUUCAGUACCAGAAGUGUCUGGUGGCCUCUGCAGCUCGGGGCAAGGCCUGGGGUGCCCAGGCCCGUGCCCGCCUGCGGCUCAAGCGGACCAGCUCCAUGGACUCCCCAGGCGGUCCCCUACCUCUCCCCCUACUCAAAGGAGGGGUUGGGGGUGCUGGAGCAGCUCCUCGAAAGCGGGGUGUUUUCUCUUUUCUUGAUGCCUUCAGGCUGAAACCCUCUCUCCUCCAUAUGUCCUAAAUUGAUCUUAGAGGGCUGGAGAAGGAGGCUCUGAAUUCAUACCCUAGACUCUAUACCCCUCCAUUCCCCAGGGGCCUGUAGCCUCUCACCUUUUUGCCUGGCCCUGAUCCUUGCCUGCCCUGUAUUUAUUGCCCUGUUUAUUGUUUAUAUGGAUGAUUGAGAGGCCUUGCACUAUAACUUAGGCCCCUGGCUCCCCUUUCCUUGAAUCCUUUUGUUCCUUGCCCCUGUCCAGCCCUGGACAAUUGGCUCUACCUCAGCAACACUUUAUAGCAAAAUCUGUGCAAAUAAAAAUCCCUUAGUGACCUCA